Messenger RNA from Arthroderma uncinatum, 1191 nucleotides. RefSeq lists its product as uncharacterized. Gene Ontology annotation, biological process: proteolysis. Gene Ontology annotation, molecular function: metallopeptidase activity. The coding region runs from base 1 to 1191 and encodes 396 amino acids. The transcript is spliced from 2 exons. Lineage: Eukaryota; Fungi; Ascomycota; Eurotiomycetes; Onygenales; Arthrodermataceae. The record is from RefSeq and is a predicted model, not a curated record.
AUGUCCAGACACUCGUCAACAACCUGUAACCAUGAUACACUUACUCUUGACCCAUCCCCUCAUGCAGCAGAAGUAGGGUAUAAAUUCCGAACCCUACAAACACGCACAAAGGCUGCUGCCUUGCCCUCUACUAUUGCAAGAGUCAACAAGAAGAAUACUCAAGGCCACCAAGAUCCAUCACCCUCAUCAUUCCCGGCCCCCCUAGUUCUACCUAAUGAUGAGUUGGCCUAUGACCCAAAAUGCCCUGGGCAAGGCGUGGCCUCGUGGAUGAAACUUGACUCGCGAAAUCCAAUAACCAAAGAGAGAGGCGUCAUUUACGUUGCUGCUCCCCCCAAGGUCGAUGAAGAAGUUGCAUUUGUCAAGGGCUGGAUUUAUCCUACGUCGAGUACUAGCAGGAAGUCAACCAUUGGAAAGAAACCGAGCAGGAUAAAGAAAACCGGUGGCCCCAAGGUUAACGAUGAUGAUUCUAUCCAAAAGUUAACUUCUUCACCUAUAAAACGACCUGCUAUGGGCGAUAUCCUGGAUUACCUGUCUGCAUUUUAUCAUGGGAUACCUGUGAAGCCGCUUCCAACGACGCUUACGUUCACCUCCUGGGAAGAUGGUGAACCUGACCAUACCCUCAACAACGAUAGAAAGUCCAGUGAGAAGCCCAAGACGGUGAGGGCCCCCAAAAUGCAAUAUAUUGCUUUGACUACGGAUACAGAGUCGGUCAGGAUUUCAUGUCGGACGUGUCCAGAUAAAACCUUCCCCGGUCAAAUCAAUCUGAAUGACCUGCUAGAUGCCGCAGAAGGCAUGCUGCCAUCGGAUGCGUAUGCAUUAUUGCUCGUCAUGGAUCAUGACCUAUUUGAAGACGACGAUGAUGAUUUUGCUUGUGGUCGGGCAUAUGGCGGUAGUCGCAUUUCUGUGGUAUCAACAGCGAGAUAUAAUCCUAUUCUAGAUGGGAAAUUAGGAGUGGGUAGAAGCCACUCAUGGCCAGCCUCGCAUUGCAAAAAGUACGUCACUGAUAUAUGCAAUUUGGCAAAAGGCGAUGGAACGCCUGUGAAGAAGCGGAAGGGAGAUGAUAAGAUGGAGUCUCAGGGCUCCGUUGCAAUGGAGUCGCCAAUGCAUCGGGCUAUAUCCGUUAUUUCAAGCCUGGCCCCUUUACCUACGAUAGGAGAUGCAGGGUAUGCCGCACGGCAAGCCAUGAACUAG